Messenger RNA from Zea mays, 682 nucleotides. RefSeq lists its product as uncharacterized. The transcript is spliced from 2 exons. NCBI's taxonomy places the organism in Eukaryota, Viridiplantae, Streptophyta, Magnoliopsida, Poales, Poaceae. The record is from RefSeq and is a predicted model, not a curated record. Bases 30 to 383 code for a protein of 117 amino acids.
GUGAAAAUGUUCAGAAAGCUAUUGUUGACAUGGAAGAAAUGGUAGCAGCACCAAUUCAGGAUGGACAACAACCAAAAUCUCCUACAGAAGUUGUUUCUAAUGUGCUACCAGGCUCCAGUGUGUUCCUACGCAAUGUUGGUCUUAAGUCUGCAUCCCAGAAAAGCUCCACAACGACUGUUUCUGCAAAGGUUCAACAACUUCAGGAUGAACUCGAGACCGAGAAGCAAGAAAAAGAUGGCCUUCGGGAAGAAGUGGAAACCUUGAAGGCUCAAGCACAAGCAUCUCAGGAGACCAUUGAUAGUAUGAAGAGGUCGAUGGAAGAAAAUAACAACCUCCUUCGUCAACUAUUAAGCUUCAAUCGAGGCCAAGUGCCUCCAUCAUAAGUCUGGUUGACCACUAUAGGACAUGCAGCCUUAUGGCUGUUAUAGUGGCUAGUUACAGUAGCUCUAGAUUUGAAGUUAUAAGAUCAUUUUUCAAUUCUGCUUAAUGUUUAAUACUUUGAGUUGAAGUUAUUGGAUUUGUUUUGGAUUUUAAGUUAAAGGAUUUGCAGAUAUAUGUUUUAAAGUUAUAUUAUUCUCUUCUAGAUGAAAUAUUUGUGUUGAACAAAUUCAUAUGAUAUUUUGGUUCUGAUGUGUAAUAUUCUAUGACGAUAUGAAUGCAUAUGAUGUAUUCCUUGCGAUGA